AUGAAUGGAAGCAAGGCCGACGUCCCGGCAACGACUCCAUCUACCGGCACAUAUGAUCCGCACGACCUGCCGGACUACGAGAAUGAUUUUGUUCGUUCGACGGAUCUCCAGAGCUUCGCAGAAGCCCUGACUGCUCCCACUACUGAGCCUGUAAGAGCCUUGAACGAUUGGGGCCCGGUCCAUCAACGAGUUAAACGGGCUCGGGUCAAACGGAAAACAACGAGACGGUCCAAGGAUGAAACCCGAGAGGGCUUCGUCUACACACUUCUGUACUACCCUUUGCUAUUCGGAGUCUGUGGCUGGAUCGUCUUCCUUUUCAUUGUCUACAAUUUGACUCGUUUCUACAUCUAUGCCUAUGAGCAUCUGUUUUCAUGGAAAGGACAGCGACAGACGCUACAUCGGCAACUUCAACAAGCACGUAGUUACGAAGAAUGGCAAAAAGCUGCUCAUAGCCUUGACGAAUAUCUUGGAAACGAAGAGUGGAAGAAGUCCGAAGCUUAUUCGUACUACAACCACCAAACGGUGAAGAAGGUGACUUUGCAACUGGCCGAUUUGCAUCGUAAAGUGGUGGCUGAAUCGCAGAAGACCACGAAUGGUGUCCGCGGUCUUUCUUCGCUGGAUGAAUUGAAGGCAUUGCUCGAGAGCUGUGUCAAGAACAAUUUUGUCGGUGUGGAAAACCCGCGUUUGUACAGCGAGACUUAUAUCGGCACAAAAGAGUUGAUCCAAACAUUCGUUGAUCAGGUGGAACAGAGCCUGCGAUUCGUUCUCGAUUGUGAGAGCAUCACCGAUAAAGAAAAGGUAUCCUUUUUCAGGCAUCUCGAAUUAAACUAUGGACGGACAGCUCUGUGUCUUUCUGGAGGCGCAACCUUCGCAUAUUACCAUUUCGGAGUCAUCAAAGCCUUAUUGGAUGCAGGACAACUCCCCGAGAUCAUCACCGGCACUUCUGGCGGCGCUCUGGUAGCGGCAUUGGUAGCGACGAGGACGGAUGAGGAACUGGAGAAAUUAUUGGUUCCGGCACUUGCAUACCGCAUAAGAGCAUGCCAUGAAGGAUUCACGACCUGGUUUCGGAGAUGGUGGCGCACCGGCGCGAGAUUCGACUCUCUGGACUGGGCACUGCAAUGCAGUUGGUUUUGUCGUGGUUCCUUGACCUUCCGCGAAGCCUAUGAGAGGACUGGGCGCAUCUUGAACGUCACUUGCGUCCCGUCCGAUCCUCAUUCUCCGACAAUCCUAAACAACCAUAUCACGAGUCCGGACUGUGUUAUAUGGUCUGCGGUCCUCGCCUCUGCUGCUGUACCGGGUAUCCUCAACCCCAUCGUGCUUAUGCGAAAGACGAAGGACGGUAAGCUUGUCCCUUAUUCUUUCGGCAAUAAGUGGAAAGACGGAAGCUUGCGGACCGACAUACCGCUGAAAGCACUCAACAUCCACUUCAACGUCAAUUUCUCCAUUGUUUCCCAAGUCAACCCUCACAUCAACCUGUUCUUCUUCUCUCCUCGAGGGUCGCCGGGUCGGCCAGUGACACAUCGCAAGGGGCGUGGCUGGCGAGGUGGGUUCCUUGGCUCAACCAUUGAAACUACUGUCAAACUCGAUCUGCAAAAAUACCUCAAGAUACUGCGCCACCUGGAAUUGUUGCCGCGGCCCAUGGGUCAGGACUGGAGUGAGAUAUGGUUACAGCGAUUCUCUGGCACAGUGACCAUUUGGCCCAAAAGCGUCCUGAGCGACUUCUGGAAUAUCCUCAGCGAUCCGAGUCCCCAGCGACUAGACAGGAUGUUGAUCGUUGGCCAACGUAGCUGCUGGCCUCAGCUGCGCUUUAUCUCCAACCGGAUGAAGGUGGAGAGAGUCAUCCUGAAGGGACUUCGGAAAGGAGGACCAAUAGAUGAUGGUCAGCAUGUGCCAGACCCGGUCCAUGAGCAACAGGCUCAGGAGGCUCUUCUUCGAGCGAGACGACGACCUGGCCGGGACCAGGAUAUCUCCGCCACGGACGACGAGCAUCUCAAUGCUUCCCACUCGCCUGCACGUAGGCAUAGCAGCAUUCUCGAGGAGCUCACUAGACAGGCUUCAGUGCUGUGGAACGACCAUGAAGUGACGGAAGGAGAAGAGGAUCCUGUCACGACAGACGAAGGCGAGGCCGACGGUGACGACGACAUGGUAGUACAGUCACCUAGAGCAAUGGAUGACGAGCGAUCCGACUGA
Molecule: messenger RNA, 2190 nt
Organism: Cladophialophora yegresii CBS 114405
Lineage: Eukaryota; Fungi; Ascomycota; Eurotiomycetes; Chaetothyriales; Herpotrichiellaceae
Exons: 1
Coding region: 1-2190 (729 amino acids)
Biological process (GO): lipid metabolic process
Molecular function (GO): triacylglycerol lipase activity
Source: RefSeq, a predicted model, not a curated record